UUAAUGGAUCAUGUAGUAAGCCAGGCGUUCGCUUAUUAUUAAGAUGCAGAGAAGAUGGUACGAUGAUAUUUUGGUGACGUAGGAUGUGUUUUGGGAGGGAUCGUGUAAGCCGAGGGGAUAUUUAGGCCGGCAGAUAGCGACGACGUCAGUUGGGUAGAACAGAGCGCCUCUGUUUGUGAAACCGUGGGAUUUCAACAUUUACACUACACUAUUUUGUAUCCUCAGUCUAUCCAAUCAUUCGAUAUGGAGUACACAAUCUACGGUUACGAGGGAAACCCACGCACGCGCAUCUUGCGCAUCAUUGCCGCCCAUCAAGACAUCAAGAUUAACCUCGAGACCGUCGUCCCGCGCCAAUACACCAACGUCGACACCCUGCUCGAGCAGUUCCCCCGAAGCUACGGCAAAAUCCCAGCAUUCAAGGGCGACAAUAUCAAGCUCACAGAAGUCCCAGCCAUUGCAUUUUACCUAGCCAAACUCAAGCCUUGCACACUUCUCGGCGACGGCUCCCUCGAGCAAGAAGCAGAGGUCACGUCGUGGGUAACAUGGGCCAACAUGGAACUCCUCAUCGUCAUGGCCAAAUGGUUCCUCCCGCUCUGCCCCGGCCUUAAGCGCCCUGCUCCGUAUAACAAAGAAGCCGUAGCGGCCGGCAAGACCGCAGCCCUGGCAUUUCUCGACAAGCACGAGGCCCGCAUGCAGGGCGUUGAAUUUCUAGUCGGCAAUAGCAUCACCAUUGCCGACAUCUUUGUUGCUGUCUACAUUUCCCGUGGCAUGCAGUACAUCCUCGGCAAGGAGUGGCGCGACUCCCACCCGAAUACUAUGGCGCACUUUGAGCGUGUGGCAGCUUGGGGCCCGACGAAGCAGAUUGUGCCGGAGUUUGAGAAGAUUGAUGUCGAGCUCCCCAACGAGAACCCCUACGCUUAGUUUCAUACGUCGUCUACAAUGAAAAUUGUGCCCAAAGCUGCAUUUCCACAAGAUUCCUCAUUUUGACGGUUUUGAUUUCAUCGCAUUUAGUGUCUUGGCACCGAAGAUGGAUCGGAUGACAUGGCGUUAUUCCGCAUUUGUAUUCAGGCUAAUUGUGCUGGUCAGGAUGAAUCGCAGGAACCUUGAGGGCUGGCGCCGCGGUGAUCAUCUCAUCUCCGAUCAGAUAAGCGAGUCUCAUUCGCAGUGCUGAUCACCACGACUAGCAUACUAUGGGAGUCUGUAUAUAAUCCUCAUAAUAGUAAUUUAUUUCAUAAAAAACGUGGUUUUAUAUUUCUGG
Molecule: messenger RNA, 1258 nt
Organism: [Torrubiella] hemipterigena
Lineage: Eukaryota; Fungi; Ascomycota; Sordariomycetes; Hypocreales; Clavicipitaceae
Source: the annotation of a GenBank genome assembly